Molecule: messenger RNA, 1275 nt
Organism: Argiope bruennichi
Lineage: Eukaryota; Metazoa; Arthropoda; Arachnida; Araneae; Araneidae
Exons: 1
Coding region: 1-1275 (424 amino acids)
Molecular function (GO): nucleic acid binding; zinc ion binding
Source: RefSeq, a predicted model, not a curated record
AUGGGCUCCUCCAAACGUGGUCCCUUCAGUGGGCAUCGAAACAUUCCAAUAUCUUCCAACAUAUCCAAUCAUUUUGAUCCAUUUUACAUUGUAAAGCGAGUUUCUUCAAAUAACGAAACAUUUCAAACUGUUUCUCCCUUCCUUGUGCAAAAGGCUAUAACGGCAACAGUGGGAGAUGUUAAAUCCAUUCGUAAAAUGCGCUCUGGUGACUUGCUUGUUGAGGUGAAUUCCCGUAAGAAAGCCCAGCAGAUUCAAAAAUUAAAAGCACUGGGAAAUAUACCAAUAACUGUAAGUCCUCACCAGUCGUUGAAUACCUCUAAAGGUGUCAUUACCUGUGGGGAACUCUUAAAUGUCCCCAUAGAUAUAAUAAAAUCAGAAAUGAAACCGCAAGGAGUUAUAGAUGUCCGUCGCAUAACGAUACGGCGUAAUGGACAACUCCUUGAAACAAAACAUCACAUCUCAACGUUUCAGACACCCAAACUACCAGAAUUUGUUUACGCAGGUUAUAUACGACGCCCAGUAAGGCCGUACAUUCCGAACCCACUCAGAUGCUUUCAGUGCCAGUGGUUUGGCCAUUCUAAAGUAAAUUGCCGCGGGUCUUUAACAUGUGCCCGCUGUGCAGAAAAAGGGCAUGAUAGCCAGGAAUGUUCCGCACAGGAAAAGUGUGUGAACUGUAAAGGCGAUCACCCUUCUUUUUCUCGAUCAUGCCCUAGCUGGCAGCUUGAAAAACAAGUAAUCACAAUAAAAAUCAAAGAAGAUCUUUCAUAUCCCGAAGCCAGGCGUAGAGUUCAAGUACAAACUCCUAUUCCUGGUAAAAGUUACGCUUCUGCUGUCCAGAACACCUUUUGCGCAAAUUGUUCGUGUAGUAAUUGUGUAAAAUUUCACGCCGAUUCAAAGCCACCUGAAAAUAUUAGGAAUUCUGAUUCUGAACAUUCCAACAAUAGUACACUUGACAGACCUAAGAAAUCACAAAAGAAAUUGAAGAAAAAAUUGCAAAACUCGCUGACGUUGAAGUUAGCAAAACGCGGUAUUUCAAAACCGGAACUGCCUUCAAAAUUGAAAAAGUCAGCAGCUAAAAAUUCCGUCGCUUUGGGACUUGCGACGCAGGGUAUAGUCCACAAGGACUUGUCGUCAAUAUUUGGUGGCAUGCCCAAAAGUCCAGAUCGCCUUUCUCUCCAUCCAUCAGAUGAGGAUGAGGAUUUGCACAUGAGUUGUGAAGUUUCCGCAACUCUACCACAUGCACCUAUUAACUUACCUGCAAUCCCGAAUUCUUAA